UGACACCGGCACUGUGCCGCGGCGGCUCGAGCUCGCACGCGAACCGAGAGCGAACGGCGCGCGACGAGAAGCGCGCGAGACGAGACGAGGCGAGGCGAGGCGAGGCGAGAGGCAGACGCCGUUUUAAAACAAGAAGUUGGCGAAGUGACGCUGCGCAGCGAGCGAGGCGCGUGCACGCCGGCCGAGCUGAGAGUCCGCAAGGUUACCGAAGUGCAGCCAAAGAAAAAAAAGAGGAAAAACCACACACAGGAAAGAAACUCCACACGGGAUGUUCGGCGUUUCUUUGUUACGUUACGGUUUAACGGUUUUAGUAUAAAGUCUGGGUUUGGACGCUUUCUGUUCCUCACGCGCUAAUUUCCGCGGAUAAUUGGGACGCGUCCGGAUUCGACUCCAGGGUCUCUGAGUCUCUCUCUCUCUCUCUCUCACACACACACACACACACACUCUCUCUCUCUCUCUGUCUCUGCGGUUUCUGCAGUUCCCGCACUGAAAAGGGGGCAAUGAGAGACCGUUAAUUUCUGUCAUUUUGCCUUGACAACGAAAUGGGAAAAAGGUCCUCAUCUGUACAGUAAGGAUGUUUCCGACCCACAGAGAAAGGGAGCAGCCCAUCUUCAGUACCCGAGCGCACGUGUUCCAGAUUGAUCCAGCUACUAAGCGCAACUGGAUCCCAGCCAGCAAGCAUGCAGUCACUGUCUCUUUCUUUUACGACGCCAAUCGGCAUGCCUACCGCAUCAUUAGUGUGGGAGGCACCAAGCAGGCUAUCAUCAACAGCACCAUCACACCCAACAUGACAUUCACUAAGACAUCCCAGAAGUUCGGCCAGUGGGCCGACAGCAGGGCUAACACCGUGUACGGCCUGGGCUUCGCCACAGAGCAGCAGCUUAACCAGUUUUCUGAGCGCUUUAAGGAGGUGAGGGAAGCGGCUCGGCUGGCUAGAGAGAAAUCGCAAGACAAGAUGGAGCUGGCUAAUGCUGCCCUAAACAUUGCAGCCCCACAGGAUCUCUCAGACGAGUUGCAGUCGCCACCGGUGAUGUGCGUGAACGGUCCGGAGGAUAAACUCUUCCGGAGUCAGAGCGCAGACAUCACACUCUCAUCAGAGAAAGAGCGCAUUAAAAAGAUGCUCUCUGAAGGCUCCAUCUGUGAGAUGAACCUGGAGGCCGAGCUUUUCACCCUACAGGACAGCAACGCUAAACUGGUGGCGGCGCUGCAUGAAGCUAAUGCCAAUGUGGAGCAGUGGAAAAAGCAGCUGGCAGCCUAUCAAGAGGAGACAGAGAGGCUCCGAGACCAGGUGGCAGAUUUGGAGACCCAUGGAGGUCAUGGGCCCAGUGACCUACUGAAGGAUGAGCUCACACAGUCGCUGGAGGAACUCGAGGCUUUACUCAAGGCAAAAGAUGAGGAAAUUCGUAUUCUUCAAGCAAAGAAGUCUAAUUUCCAUGAGAUGGAGCAGGAGAGAGAGGAAGCCAUUCACAGAUUACAGGAGCUGGAGAUGCGCAACAUGGAUCUGGAGCGGCGGGUGCAGAGCGCCGAGCAGAGCCUGGCCUCUACGCUGGAGGAUCGAGAACGCACAGACAACGAGGUCCAAAGGGUCAUCCAGAUCCUCGACGUGAAGCUCUUUGACCUCAAUGACCUGCGACAGAGCCUCGUCAAACUGCUCGAUAAGUAGAGCAAUAGAGCACGAGUGGUCUUCUGACUGAAAGAGCUGAAGCUGAGGUGAAAGAGAGAGAGAAUGACAGAGAAGCGAGGAUCCUGUGCUCGGCUAAAGCUCAGCAGCCCGGCUCUAAGAACCAGAAUGGCUGCCGUUUGAGAGGCGCCACAUGUCAGCACAUAGUGUAGCUAUGCUUUAUAAAUAGAGAAUAUCAGAGGCUAGUGAAUACAGAUAUAUGUUUUCUUUAGUAGUUCUGUUUUCUCACUCUCUUUUUUUUUCUUUUUUCUUUUUCCAGUUAACAAUUUAGCAAUAACUAUCAGUUUAAGUCAGUAUUCAGUUGAUAACGGUUGGGGUAAAGUAUAUUUUUGAUACAUCAGGUAAAGCACGGCAGAAUAUUUCCUUUAAGUAGUAAUGACUCGGACUACAAAUAAUAUAUUAUGUUGCAUUAUUAUUCUAUACUAGAUGUAAACCUACUAUAAUGGUACUUUGCUACUGUUGAAUUAUGGCACAUGCGAAACAAUUGGGUCUUACAGCAAGCAUGAAACAUUUGUAAUAUUGAAAUUGUGACACUUCAUAUGAAUGCAAAAUUUAAAAGUUGAAAAGUAAGUCGGUGUAAUCCGUGUAUGCAGUUUCUUUAUUGCGUCAGAGCUGGAGACCUGUGUAUACCAAAGACCAGCAGAAACAUCACCGUUCUCUGAUCUCAGUUUGAUUACGAUUAAUUCAGUGGUAGAAACUUCUGGUCUGUAUUUAAUCUCACGGUAAUCUUCCUAAGUAAGAUGGGAUGCAAAAGAAAGAAAGAGCCAGGAUGUAAUUUAGGCAAUGCACAACUACUUCUAAUAGAUUCAUAUAGGUAUAUACAGUAGGAUAUUUCUAGGUAAGUAUUCAUUAAGUACAAGUUAAGGCUUUUUUCUUCCAGCGUUUAGGAAUGCCAGCUUGUGGCUUGGGUGAAACUUGCACUGUACUUUUCCAGUUAGAUAUAGGGCUUCUGAUCAUCGUUCAACUUUGAUGUCACAGGCCUUGUCCAAGGCUGCAUGGUUGCGUAUUACUGCAUUGAGCAUUUGUAAAUCGUGUUCCGUGUAUGAUGAGGAAAUGACUAUUGAAUGUGAUGAGACAUUUUGCUCCAUGCAGGCUUCACAUACAAGAUCAGAGGGAAAAUUAAGUUCAAAUGCAGGUUUUAAAUGAUCAUAAAUUAAGCUGCCCUGCAAUUAACAAUUCACUGUAGAAUAUGUGAAGUUUUUUUUUACUUUUACUAAUGGGAGCAUGAUGUGAUUUUAAAGCAUUUUAAGAGCACAUACUCUAGUGUUUUCCUCUUAAGGGAUACUUUUUCUAGCUACAGACCACCUCCUUCGCUUUAGAUCGAUAUGCUGACUGAUGUCCUUGUACAUGAACAGCCUUAUUCUGGUGGAGGAGUGAACAGAGCGAAUGCACAUUUCCAGUAUCAUGAUCGGGUUUCAUGCAUUGCAUUGAUAGAGCAAGUGAGACUUUCUUUGUUGUAAUCACUAUCUUAAAGUGUGCACGGAAAUACACAAUACUGAGCUAGAGACUGGAUAAAACGUGGGCCGCCAGGCCUUGAAUAUUAUUCUUUAUGAACUCUGUUUCUGUGCUGACAUUGUGCACAGCCCCCAAUAAAAAGAAACCGUAAUGCA
Molecule: messenger RNA, 3291 nt
Organism: Clarias gariepinus (North African catfish)
Lineage: Eukaryota; Metazoa; Chordata; Actinopteri; Siluriformes; Clariidae
Product: homer protein homolog 3
Exons: 10
Coding region: 575-1663 (362 amino acids)
Biological process (GO): G protein-coupled glutamate receptor signaling pathway; regulation of store-operated calcium entry
Cellular component (GO): postsynaptic density; dendrite; cytoplasm
Molecular function (GO): G protein-coupled glutamate receptor binding
Source: RefSeq, a predicted model, not a curated record